CCUGACUGGCAGAGGCUGGUGAUCAGAAGCAGCGGCAAACCCCCAGCAAGACGAAUGAAAUGAAAUUUGCUUUUGCCGCCACCCGCUUUUCCCCAAUUUCUUUAGUAUAUUGAAGAACUGGCUGUAAACGCUGCUUCCCUCCUCCUGACAGUGUGAAGCGGACACAAGGCUUCCAGCGUACAGAUUCACCAUGGGGAUCAAGACUGCCCUCCCUAGAUAUGAGCUGUAUCUCUACACAGCAGUACUUGCUGUGGCCGUGAUAUGGGCAGGCAGUUGGAUAUUUGAAGCCUCGAGUGAGAAUGUAAACAGAAAGUCCUUUAAAGAAAGCGUGAAACCAGGAUGGCACUACUUUGGCAGGAAAAUGGAUGUUGCGGACUUCGAAUGGGCGAUGUGGUUCUCGACAUUCCGCAAUCAUAUCCUUUUUGCGCUCACUGGUCAUGUGAUCUUUGCCAAGAUAUUUACCCUGGUAGCUCCAAAGAUUGGUGUAAAUGGAUGUAAGCACAGAUCCUUGAUCUUUGGGGUGUAUGGCGGUUUGGCAGUCCUAAUAACGAUGGGCUGGACCUUCAUGGCUCUGGUCCUGUCUCAUUGCAUCAUACUCUACAGCGUGGCUCUGGUCAAGAUUAAAUGGAUGUGCUUUGCAGCAGGCUUGAGUACGCUGGCCUCCCUCAAGCUGGAGCCCUUUAACUCCUGGCAGGAAGCCUUGGUGACUGGUUCCUUCAACCUUCAAGACAUCCUGUUCUACGGAGGUUGUGGCUUCAGCAUCAUGCGCUGUAUGAGUUUUGCUUUAGAGAACUGUGAGAAGAAGGAUGGCAACUACACAUUCUCAGACCUGGUGAAAUACAACUUCUACCUCCCAUUCUUCUUCUUUGGACCUGUAAUGACGUUCGACCGGUAUCACGCCCAGACAAAUAACACUCAGCUGACCCGUAAGGAGAGGGAGAUGUGGAACAUCACCACCAAGGCCUUGUUGCACCUGGGAGUUAUUCUCGUGGUGGACGUCUUCUUCCACUACCUUUACAUCUUGACAAUACCCAGUGACAUGAAGCUGGCCACCAAGCUGUCUGACUGGUGUCUGGCUGGACUGGCUUACUCCAACCUGGUGUACGACUGGGUGAAAUCAGCUGUAAUGUUUGGUGUCGUUAACACCGUGGCGACGCUGGACCACUUGGACCCUCCGCAGCCUCCCAAGUGUAUCACCAUGCUCUAUGUCUUCGCUGAGACGCACUUUGACAGAGGCAUCAAUGACUGGCUGUGCAAGUAUGUUUAUGACUACAUUGGUGGAAAUCAUGAUAAAAUCUUCAAAGAACUUCUUGCAACAACCUGCACUUUUGCCAUCACCACCUUGUGGCUGGGCCCAUGUGAGUUGGUUUAUAUCUGGUCCUUUUUCAACUGCUUUGGCCUCAACUUUGAGCUGUGGGUGGCCAAGUUCUUCUCCCUUCCACCAUUUUCUACCAUAGAGAGUGCGAUGGGUGAAGCAAUGUCACGCAGGAUCCGUGGCGUGUUCAACGCUGCCAACUUCUGGGCUAUCGUCCUCUACAACGUUCUCUCCCUGAACAGUUUGGAGUUUGCCAAAAUGGUGGGCAGAAGACUGAUUUUCAAAGGUUUUCCUCUGUCCACCCUCUCAGUGUUACUCGUGACCUACUGUGGUGUGCAGCUGGUGAAGGAACGAGAGAGACAACAAGCCCUGCUGGAAGACCCAGAGCCAGUGAAGCCGGUGGAUGGUGGCAAAGAAAAGGCAGAAUAACCAGGCAGAAAAACAGUUGCACAGACAUAGUGGUCCACGGGCGCUCACGUGGUUCCACCCUCAGCCUUGCGAACUGUAACAGAACCAGACUGUAAACAGCCAGUCAGCACCUAUAUCGUUCAAACCCGGUGUUUUUGCGAGGCACUGUUUCAAACUGUGAAAUCCGCAAGUGCACUUGCUGUUGAUAAUCGCCACAUCCUUUGGCACAAACCCACCGACAGUGCAUUUUAUAUUUGUAUUGAUCUGAACAAAAGAUUGUUGAAAAUAUUACAAAAAACCCUGAAAAUAUACCUAAAAGUACUUUAGGACAUAUAGUAUUUUAAAGGAAAAACUACUCUGAUCUGUGUGCUUCUGCAUUUUUAUUUUUCUUCUUUGUCUUUUUUUUUAAUCACCAUCAUUAUUUUUCAUUUUAUUGAGAUGGUGUUAACUUUGCCUUAGACCCCAAUCAUAUUAAUCUGUAAUCAAACUGAAAGGAUAAAACCUGAAAAAAAACUUGAAAUCGGGGUGCCGCAAAUGGAGUGCAAUAAAGAAAACAAAGAAAGGGUGCUGUGGAGAUCCUCCACAAAGCUUGCAGCUGAUUGUAAUGUACAGUAUAAUUGUUUUACUCUUAUUAAGAAAAUUAUAAGUGAAGGUAAAGUACUGUAUUUUAGUUUGAGAAUGUAUCAGAUCUCCUGUGAUUUUAAGUAUUGAAUGUAGCUAAGUCACUGGAAACCUUUCAGAGAAUGAUUGCCUUACCAUACCGUCCUCAGGAGAUCGCUGUAGGUGUAGGUGUGGGAUUUUGGCCCAUCAUCCUCACUCACAUGACAAAUACCCCGACUCCAAAGGCCACACGCACAGCAGGGGAUAUGGGUCGGUGUUAUCCUGCCUGUCAGUAAAACCUGCUGUGUGUCUUCAGUGCAGCAAGCAGAGAGAAAAACACAGAUUGCAUUGCUUUUCUCCACUUUGGGGUAUUUCUUUUAAAAGUGUUCAUUUAAAAUUUGACUUGUAAUGAAGUUGUGUUUCAUUCAGAGGGGACACUCCUGCUACAAGUUUGUUUUGUUGCUGUUUGCAGUGAAAAUCUUUGUGUAUGUGCGUUGGCCUGGAGGGUCUGUAUUAAAACAUUUGAACAAAUUAA
This is a messenger RNA of Archocentrus centrarchus (flier cichlid), 2858 nucleotides long. It is a transcript of the gene hhatla, whose product is annotated as hedgehog acyltransferase like, a. The coding region runs from base 191 to 1744 and encodes 517 amino acids. Gene Ontology annotation, cellular component: endoplasmic reticulum. Gene Ontology annotation, molecular function: acyltransferase activity. NCBI's taxonomy places the organism in Eukaryota, Metazoa, Chordata, Actinopteri, Cichliformes, Cichlidae. The record is from RefSeq and is a predicted model, not a curated record. Gene Ontology annotation, biological process: negative regulation of N-terminal protein palmitoylation. The transcript is spliced from 13 exons.